Lates calcarifer (barramundi perch) is the source of this 1549-nucleotide messenger RNA. RefSeq names its product P2Y purinoceptor 14-like. Lineage: Eukaryota; Metazoa; Chordata; Actinopteri; Centropomidae. Gene Ontology annotation, molecular function: G protein-coupled purinergic nucleotide receptor activity. The record is from RefSeq and is a predicted model, not a curated record. Gene Ontology annotation, biological process: G protein-coupled receptor signaling pathway. Gene Ontology annotation, cellular component: membrane.
UCUUACCCUCCUUUUUUCAGUCCCACCUGUGUCUUGUUUGUAAUUAUUACACUGUGUAUAUUAAGUCCUGUAUCUCCCUGGUUCUUUGUCAGAGGAUUAGUUUGUUCCUGUGGUCUGUUCCUCAUGUCAUGUUUUCCUGGUUCCCCAGUGUUUUGCCCUUCCUUUGGAUUUUGUACUUUUGGAAAUCUGGUUAUCUGCAUACUGGUGGGUCUCCUACUCAGCAGCUUCACCAUGAAGUUUUACUUCUGCCAAGGCCAACAGAGGUCAUCCAGCAGCAUGAUGGUCUACCUGAAGAACCUGAUGGCUGCUGACUUCUUCCUGUGCCUCUGUCUCCCCUUUAUCAUCACUAAAUACUCCAGCAGCUCCAUCACUAUCCACAUGAUCUACAGCAACUAUGGUUGCUCUGCCUUUUACCUCAACAUGUACGCCAGUAUCCUGCUCAUGGGUUACAUCGCUGCUAACAGGUAUCUGAAGAUCGUCCAUCCUUCACAAACUCACAUCCUGCAGACCGUACGGUCCGCACACAUCAUCUCCACAGUGACCUGGGUUUUUCUCCUGGUCAUAAUGAUUGCCUACAUCACCCUGUCUCACCUCACCCAGCCUCAGCUGACUUCUGUCUCUGACAGAUGUGAAGUCCUUCUCAGCACUCAGAUCAUUGCAUUCUACAAAAUCAUCCACGUGUGCUCUGCCUCUGUCUUCCUGUUUGUCCUGAUCUCCCUGGUCGUCUUCUAUUAUAACUCCUCCCACAGGGUGUUGCUGGCACAGCAGAGGCAGCCGACCUCCUCUGACUCUAAGAAGCUUGUGAAGUCCCGCAGGAACGUGUUCGUGCUAGUCAGCGUCUUCUGAGUUUUCUUUGUGCCCCACCACCGGGUUCGCCUUCCCUAUGCCUUCCUGUGGAGGAGGUGUGAUUUGAGUCAGGUGUUCCGCUACCUGAGGGAGCUGACUGCCCUGGUGUCAAUUUUAAACGUCUGCCUGGACCCACUCAUCUACUUCAUCUUGUGUAAGGAGUUCAGGAACCAGCUGAACCUGAGGAAGGUUUUUAGCACUGUAAGAGUGAAUAUGCAAACACCAAACACAGAGACAAGAAGCAGCACGGAGAAUCUGAGCACCAUCAGCAUUAACUCAGCUAACAACAGCCAGCAACACAAAUGAGCUGUUACUGAAAGACAACAAUCACUAUUGUUGUCUUUCAGUGUCACUAUAAUCACACUAUUCUCAGUGUGUGUGAUCUUGUCUAAGUGACCUCUGACCUUUGACCUGUCCUUUGUCCUCAGCGAUGUGUGAUGUGUCAGACUGAGGAAUGAGGACCUGGUCCACAUACUCACAGAGACUCAGUGUUUCUCUGUAGAGGAACAGAAACUGAGUUCAUCUGUGAAGUUAUUUUCUGUGCUUUGUUAAUGAUGUCUUCGCUGUUGCAGUUAAAACAUGUCACAUCAACAUCAGCUGAUCGACCAUCCACAAUAAAUAUUCUGUUUGCUGCUGCCUUCUGUUACAUUUAUUUCUCUGCUUUGUAACUCACUUUGUUUUAUAUAAAAACUAUUUAAAUUGU